AAGCGCCAAGAAAAUUGCAAGUGACUUUGGAGUGACAUGUGUAAAAGCUUCCUUAUUUAUUCAAUAGUAUAGAAUGCUUAUUAUUGAUAAACGACAUAUUUGUCUCGGUUUCUUUGGAACGCUGGCUUUCAAAAGUUUUCAAAUGUGAUGAUAACCAGAUGAUUCACGUAAAACACAGAAAAGACUUCUGUCAUCAGUAUGAACCCGGAACCCGGCCUGAAAAGGGAAUGAAAGCGAUUUCAUAGCAUAUUUCAAACAAGCAAAUAACAAUAUGACGGAGAUCUUGUAUCGUUGGCUUGACGAGGAGCUACGAAUACCUGUUGCGAGGGAUGCCGACACAUUUCUACAGCAGUUCAGCAAUGGACAACUUAUUGGGAAAGUACUGCAUGUUGAAGGAGUUCUCCCCGACAAGAAGUUCGACCAGCUUCGUACCAACGAUCUGUAUGAAGACAGGCUGCACAACUUCCUUGUGAUAGGUCCGUACAUGAAGUCGCUGGGAGUCAACCUAUCCGUCCGACAAGCCCGAGACAUUCUAUCCGACAAGCCGGGAAGUCUCACAUACCUGAUCUAUCAGGUAUAUCUUGCGCUGCACAAGCCGAGGGACCACCUGCGGCAGCCGUCACCGGAACCUCUGCCGGACGCCUACAAGGAGCGACUGCGCGAGUCGGCGCGACCUGACCUGCGCGACUCGGGAGUCACCAGCCUGGGACUCACCUGCCAGUGCUACGGGCGAGAUGUGACUCAGACGAGGAUCACUGAAGGCCACCUGGUCAAAGAAUGUCAACAAAGGAUCACGAAGGAGGGAGUGAGGAAGAAGGAGAGGGCGAAGGAUAUCAAACAACAGAUGACAGAGGAAUACAUGAAAGGAGACUCGGCGAAGCUGUGGGGCCGCUCGUUCCGCAGUACAGUCCGCUCAGCCGCCCGCCGGGAGAAGGACAGACAGAAGGCCGAGGCGGCCGCCGUGCGACAGCAGAUCGAGCACUUUGACAACACGGCCGACCUGCGCCGCAGCAAGUACGAGGACGUCCGAAAUGCCGAGUUUCUGCAGACAACUGUCACCCCGGACAUGAUUCCCGAGGCUCUGGUGAACACCGAGGCCAACCAGCAGUUCGUGCACAAGCUGCGUAACCAGCUAGAUCGCGACACGCGGGCGCGAUUCGACCGCGAGAAGCGGCGGAAGCAGAUGUACCUGGCUCUGCGGGACCAGCAGCGGCAGCAGGAGGAGGAGCAGCGCGAGCUGGACCUGGUGCGGCGACUCCUGCGCCAGGGCGACUACGAGCUCCGGCUGGCCGCUCACCUGACCGACAUCAAACGCCAGAAACAGAUCAUCAUCAGAAACCGGCUCGAGAAGGACCAACAAAUGCAGGAGCGGCGUCAGGAAGAGUACGAGCGGUCCGUGCAGCAGCAGAUGGACCUGCUCGGCCAGAAGCGGAUGGAGCACCAGGAGGAGCUGCUCAAGGAGUCGCAGCUGCACCGGCGCCUGCUGCAGCAGCGCCGAGACCAGAAAAGUCAGCGGCGCUGGCAGCUGGCCGCCGACGUCGUCACAUUCUGUCUCGAUAUGGCCGUGCUCACAGUCGACUACAAGAAUAAGUCGGGAGACAAGGAGGUCCCCGCUCUCCUGCAGAACGACUGGCGGGAGCUGUUUCUGCGCGGUGAGUCGCUGUCCGGCGGCAGAGAGCCGGCCGAGCUGAGCGCCACCAGUGCUCCCGGAGAGAGGCAGCAGGCGCUUCUGCAGCAGCACGACCUGGACGACUACCUGGCCGUCAGCGGGCGGUGGAUCAUCCCCGGCGCCAGCGGCAAGAAGCGCAGUCCCAGCGCCCAGGCGCGCGACGACAUGGCACUGCGAGUCGAGUCGGCCGUGGUGACUGGGUUCGUGGUGCACCGGCUGUUGCGCCUCGUGUACCACCCAAACCGAGCGUCCAGGCCCCUGAACGGCCGACAUUUACCCUAAUGGGAGUGGUGAUGGGCAAGAGCUACGCCGGCAAGACGCACUGCCUGCAGUGGGUACAGUCCUCGCUGGAUGUGCGGCACAUUGUGAUGCACGACCUGGUGAAGCGCUCGCUGGCGACGUUAGAGCAGGAGACGCGGAUGGAGCUGGAGGCGGCAGGCUCAGGCGUGAUGGAGACACUGCGAAUAGCCGACAUCCUCGGACCUGACCAGAGCUGCGAGGACAUGCAGAGGGAGAACUCUGGACAGCCGUCACAGCAGCAGCAGCCGCCACAGGAUGCUGCAGCUGAUGCGCCCGAAGGCGAAGAACAGGAGGUGAGACCAGCCAGCGACGUAACAGCAGGAUCUGAUGGUUUGCCGACAUCGACCGACGCUUCCCGGGAGAAUUCGUCCGGAGAAAAGCCAGCUGUUCAACAGGCUGAAGGGUCUCAGACAAAGCUGAAGGACGCCAAGAGCAAGGAAAGCACACAGGGCUCAGGAAAAUCCGGAGAUGCAGCCAACUCAGCUGAUUCUAAGAAGUCGUCUUACUCAAAUGGCGCAGAGUCCACAGAGGUGCAAAAACAAACCGGUGACGCUGAGAACGGUACCGGAAAGUCAUCCGCUCAGACCAGUGGAGGCCCCACCGAACCGGGCACUCCCCCAUCCAGUGCCGAUCAGCCAGCAUCACCAUCUACCAAGGACAUUACCUCUGGCGAGCAGGACAAGUCGAAGCUGUCGACGGAUGGCGAGGGUGUCAGUGACGAGGACACCAACUCGGCAUCCGAGGACACGGUCGUGUUCGAGUACAGCCGACUGGCGCAGCUGGGACGAGAGGUCAAACAGGCUCUGGAGUGCGGCCAGGAGGUGCACGACCAGACGCUGGCCGGUCUGCUGCUGGAGGCCUGGCGCGAGCUGCCUGACGGAUCCGGCUGGAUCAUCGAGGGCUUCCCCAACACGCUGGCGCAGGCAGAACUGCUGGAGGAGCAGCUGGUCGGCAAGCAGUACGACUCGGAUGAGGAACUAGACGAGGUGGAGAUCGUUGUGACGCCGCUGCCAAAACCUGAGCCUCCUGCGGAACCUGCCACCAAGGAAAAAGGAAAGAAGGAAAAGAAAGAAAAGAAGAGAAGGGUAGCGGAAAGAAAGACAAGAA
Messenger RNA from Amphibalanus amphitrite, 3076 nucleotides. RefSeq names its product sperm flagellar protein 2-like. The record is from RefSeq and is a predicted model, not a curated record. Gene Ontology annotation, molecular function: protein binding. The transcript is spliced from 9 exons. Bases 272 to 1951 code for a protein of 559 amino acids. Lineage: Eukaryota; Metazoa; Arthropoda; Thecostraca; Balanomorpha; Balanidae.